AUGUCAGAUCAAUCCUCACUACAACCGCCACCGCCGGGGAACCCGCGCAAGCGGAGAAGCGCGGACAACCUUUCUAGUCAGACGAAAAAGAUCUUGCCAACUCCGCCGAAGGGCGCAUCUCUGUCAGAUGCCGUGCACGCAGCACCCACCCAGGGGGGUUCCACUCGCGAAGAUAUCCCCACCGACAACAUCAUCAGCGUCGACAAUAUGGCCAAGACGGCAGUAGAUACUGCGUGGAUUUUUGAGCCUUCUUUAUGUUUUACCCACGACGCAACCAUUGCCGCAUUGGAGUCUAUUGUACGUUGCUGGGCUCCCACCAGCGGUUUGAUCCCGACGGAAGAUCUAGAGCGCUGGUACAAGGGGCUCUCAGCCGAUGAAAUAACAGCACUUGCUAUCCUCGCGUGGCAUUUUGGCACGGAUGAAGUCGGACUCGGCGAACUCUGCUCAUUCAUAUCUUCUCUUCCGGAUGAUGCUGAUGGGCUCGAAAACAUUUGGGCCAGGAACAGAUUUCGUCAGGGCUGGAAUUUCAAGACUUCUGCAGAAUUCGAGUCUAUGCUUCACACCGUGAAGGCUUUUCAGCAUCCUGCUUUCGCUGAGAUUGCGGCACAAAGCCACGGAGUUCAGAAAGUGGUUGAGUCGGAUUUACAAAAAUGGCUGGAUGAUUUUCAUAUGUUGUAA
Messenger RNA from Histoplasma mississippiense, 678 nucleotides. RefSeq lists its product with no specific name. NCBI's taxonomy places the organism in Eukaryota, Fungi, Ascomycota, Eurotiomycetes, Onygenales, Ajellomycetaceae. The record is from RefSeq and is a predicted model, not a curated record. The transcript has 3 exons. The coding region runs from base 1 to 678 and encodes 225 amino acids.